Molecule: messenger RNA, 2285 nt
Organism: Castor canadensis (American beaver)
Lineage: Eukaryota; Metazoa; Chordata; Mammalia; Rodentia; Castoridae
Gene: Pim3
Product: Pim-3 proto-oncogene, serine/threonine kinase
Biological process (GO): protein autophosphorylation; negative regulation of apoptotic process; regulation of mitotic cell cycle
Cellular component (GO): cytoplasm
Molecular function (GO): ATP binding; protein serine/threonine kinase activity
Source: RefSeq, a predicted model, not a curated record
CUGCGUGUCUACGCGGUUCCGCGCGGUCACCGGGCGACUGCGCCGCGCGGCCGCUUCGCCGAGCGCCCGGCAUAUCCGCCGCGUUGUCUGCGGCCCGGGAGGCCGCCCUCCCGCGUCCGCGCCGACCGGGCGAGAGGUGGCGCCGAUCGCGAGGCCGCCCGCGAUGCUGCUGUCCAAGUUCGGUUCCCUGGCGCACCUCUGCGGGCCCGGCGGCGUGGACCACCUUCCGGUGAAGAUCCUGCAGCCAGCCAAGGCGGACAAGGAGAGCUUCGAGAAGGUGUACCAGGUGGGCGCCGUGCUGGGCAGCGGCGGCUUCGGCACGGUCUACGCGGGCAGCCGCAUCGCCGACGGGCUCCCGGUGGCCGUGAAGCACGUGGUGAAGGAGCGGGUGACCGAGUGGGGCAGCCUUGGCGGCGCGGCCGUGCCCCUGGAGGUGGUGCUGCUGCGCAAGGUGGGCGCGGCGGGCGGCGCGCGCGGCGUCAUCCGCCUGCUGGACUGGUUCGAGCGGCCCGACGGCUUCCUGCUGGUGCUGGAGCGGCCCGAGCCCGCGCAGGACCUCUUCGACUUCAUCACGGAGCGCGGCGCCCUGGACGAGCCGCUGGCCCGCCGCUUCUUCGCGCAGGUGCUGGCCGCCGUGCGCCACUGCCACGGCUGCGGCGUGGUGCACCGCGACAUCAAGGACGAGAACCUGCUGGUGGAUCUGCGCUCGGGCGAGCUGAAGCUCAUCGACUUCGGCUCGGGCGCGCUGCUCAAGGACACGGUCUACACCGACUUCGACGGCACCCGGGUGUACAGCCCCCCAGAGUGGAUUCGCUACCACCGCUACCACGGGCGUUCGGCCACCGUGUGGUCCCUUGGUGUGCUGCUCUAUGACAUGGUGUGCGGGGACAUCCCCUUUGAGCAGGACGAGGAGAUCCUGCGUGGUCGCCUGUUCUUCCGGAGGAGGGUCUCCCCAGAGUGCCAGCAGCUCAUUGAGUGGUGCCUCUCCCUGAGGCCUUCAGAGAGGCCCUCACUGGACCAGAUCGCUGCUCACCCCUGGAUGCUUGGGUCAGAAGGGGACAUCUCAGAGAGCUGUGACCUGCGACUCUGUGCCCUGGACACUGAUGAUGGGGCCAGCACCACGUCCAGCAGUGAGAGCUUGUGAGGAGGGGCCUGGCUUAAAAUGUGUCCUUCUGCAGAAGCAGUGAUCUUUGAUUCCUGGUGACCUUUGCCCUCGGCACCGGGCCUGUUUCCUUUGCUUUGAGUGCCUUUUUGAUCGCUGCUCCAUGGGACUGGGUUUUCUUGAGCUCAUCUGUCCAAAGACGGCUCCGGGUGAAGAGAGGUCCCACCUGCCCUCUGGGUGGAUACUUGAACCAGAGACAUCCCCCACCUUCUGCUCCAACCUGGAGGCAGCCUUCCUGUAGGGCCCAGAGCACCCACCAGUGGGCACAGGAUCCCCGUGCCUGCCUCCCACCCUCAGUCUCAUGGUGUUCGACUGGGCUGUCCGUGCACAAGCAAUGCAAUGGCAGGCCUCUGCCGCCUGCCUGCCACAGCGCACGCAGGCUGUGUCUGUGCGUGCCAGUAUCUGUUGUUUAUGGUGUGACUCCCCUGGAGGGCGCCCCGCCCUACCGGGCUAUUUAUUGCUUAAUUUAUUUGUCGAGGUUACUUCCUCUGAGCAGCUGCCUCCUCCAGGCCUCUGGUGGCAGCAGUCAUAGACCCUGUCCUGACCUUACACCUGGAGUAGGUCCCCAGUCCACCUGUUUGGGAGGAAGAACUUGUACAGUGGCUAAUUUAAAGGGAGUGGGUGACCCCGCCGCCCUGGGCAUCUGCACUGGGGGUGGGUUUUAAAUUAUUGACCUUGUACAGUCUGCUUGCUGGCUCUGAAAGCUGGGUGGGGGACAGAGUCUCAAGCCCUUAAUUUAUUUUAGCAGCUGUGUUUCUGUGACCCCGGUGUGAUGGGCAUCGGGGAUGGGGGGUUCUUUCAGUUCAAAAGUGUGAGAUGUCUGGAGAUCAUAUUUUUUAUACAGGUAUUUCAAUUAAAUUUUUUUUGUAUAUAAGAGAUGUCCUGUGUUUACUGUGCUGGGUGCCCAGGUGGGAAAGUGGGGUUGAGGGGAUUCCUGACCCUGAGUAGGUAGCCUUUCCAGAUUGCCUCUGGAGGCCGUGCCCAUAGUGGGGACAGAGGGGUCCAGUCUCUUCCCUUGGGAGGCCAGCCUGGCUCCUGGUGUCUCUUCCUUUAGGCAAGAGGGUCCUGUGUGUGGUUUGUGGCCUUUUGCCAUCCCAUUCUCUGCACCCAGAGGAAUAGGCCA